AUGUCCUACAGCAGCGAGCCGUGCGGCGUGAGGUGCCCGCAGCCCAUCGCCGAGAGCUCCAACGAGCCGUGCGUGCAGCAGUGCCCCGAGUCCCGCGCGCUGAUCGUGCCCCCGCCGGUGGUGGUGACCCUGCCGGGCCCCGUGCUCAGCACCUUCCCUCAGGACAGCGUUGUGGCAUCGACGGGCCCAGCCUGGCUGGGGCCUUCCUUCAGUUCCCGCAGCUCCCAGGGGGGCUCCUUUGGGCUGGGAGGUUCUGGGGGCUCCCUGGGUUAUUUGGGGGGUUCCUCUGGUUACGGGGGCUCCUUUGGGUCUGGAGGCUAUGGGGGCUCCCAAAGCUAUGGGGGCUCCUUUGGGUCUGGGGGUUAUGGGGGUUCCCGGGGUUAUGGGGGCUCCCUUGGGUGGGGACCUUAUGGAGGUUCCCAGUGCUAUGGGGGCUCCCAGGGCUAUGGGGGCUCCCUUGGCUACGGCCGUUCCCUGGGGUACGGAGGUGACAGUGGCUAUGGGGGCUCCUUUGGGGGCUAUGGGGGCUCACUGGGGGGCUAUGGGGGCUCCCUGGGGGGCUAUGGGGGCUCCUUUGGCAACUGUGGGAGGUCCUACAGCUCCGGCUUCUCCUCGCGGGGCCUGGGCUAUUCCCUGCCCGGCUCCUGGGGAUGGGGCAGGUCCCGCCGUGGCAGCUGCGGUGUUUUCUGAAGCCCCCCUGGCAGUGGCAGCCCCCAGAGGCAAUGGCAGCCCUGGAGCCCUGCCCGGAGCCACGGGCAGUGGCAGCUGAGUGUGCCCAGGAGGGCCGGGUGUGCCCUGAGCCCUCCAUGCCCUGGGAAUGCCCUGAGCCCUCCAUGCCCUGGGGAAUGUCCUGAGCCCUCCAUGCCCUCUCUGU
Prinia subflava (tawny-flanked prinia) is the source of this 874-nucleotide messenger RNA. Its product is annotated as scale keratin-like. Gene Ontology annotation, molecular function: structural constituent of cytoskeleton. The coding region runs from base 1 to 690 and encodes 229 amino acids. Gene Ontology annotation, cellular component: intermediate filament. NCBI's taxonomy places the organism in Eukaryota, Metazoa, Chordata, Aves, Passeriformes, Cisticolidae. The transcript has 2 exons. The record is from RefSeq and is a predicted model, not a curated record.